AAAAAAAGGUCUCUCACCUCCUUUCUGUUCCCUCUCUCUGUUUUCUUCUUCUUCUUUCUUUCUUCUCUGUCUGAAUCAGAAUCAGAAUCCGAAGCAGCUUCAAAUCCAUUGAAGCCUACCUGAAAUCGUCGCCGUUGAAUCUGCUGAUUGAUGAAAUAAGAGGCCCCGCUGAUUUGAGUUCAGAGGUUUAAAGGGGGGUCGGAGAAUUUGUUUCGAGAUGGCCUGCAGAGGGUGCUUGGAGUUUCUAUUGAAGCUGUUGAACUUUAUAUUGACCCUUGUUGGGUUGGCCAUUGUGGGGUAUGGGAUCUACUUGCUGGUUGAAUACUUGAAAGUAGCGGAUAGUGCUGAUGUGUAUUCGCCUGCGGGUGGAACGGAUGCUCUGAUACAGCUUGGCCGCCCUAUGAUGACAGCUGUGUCUCUUUCCGAUAGUUUUCUUGAAAAUUUGCCUAAAGCCUGGUUCAUAUACUUAUUUAUUGGGGUUGGAGUUAUUAUAUUUGUCAUCUCUUGUUUCGGUUGUAUUGGUGCUGUAACACGGAAUGGCUGCUGCUUGAGUUGUUAUUCGGUUCUGUUGAUCCUUUUGAUCUUGGUAGAGUUGGGUGCUGCAGCCUUUAUAUUCUUUGACAAAAGCUGGCAAACAGUCAUCCCGACGGAUACGACUGGAGAUUUUGAGAUGAUGUAUGAGUUUCUGGAAGCACACUGGACUAUUGUCAAAUGGGUUGUUCUUGGAGCUGUUAUCUUUGAGGCUCUAGUUUUCUUGCUAGCUCUCGGCGUUAGAGCAGUAAAUAGACCAGUGGAGUAUGAUAGUGAUGAAGAGCCACUGAUCAACAGGCCGCCGUCAGUUCCAGCCACCGGGGUACCUGUUGCUGGGGCCGCUAAUCAGCGUCCAACAAGAAAUGAUGCUUGGAGUACACGCAUGAGGGAAAAGUACGGGCUUGACACAUCUUUGUAUCCAUACGACCCAUCCGAUUCAAGCAGGUUCCAGCAACCUCCAGCUCAGCCACAAGAAGAAAGGAACCGCUGCAGCAUCAUGUGAAAAUUGAUGUGGAUUUAACGAAAAUUUAAACUUCAGCCGGUUUAUGGAAGACCGCAUCUCGGACCAUUUUGUUCGAACUUUUUGAAGCUUUUCCAUAGGAUAUGGUCGUUUCACUGUUGAGUUUGUGUACAACAUUUCUUUUUCAAUUCCAGGCUCGUCUCCUUAAAAUGUACUACUAGUUGGUGUGUAAAUUGUACUCCUAGUUAGGAUCCCUUCUGGAUUGACACUAGUUUUAUGAACAGAAUAUUUCAUGACAUUCUGGCA
Molecule: messenger RNA, 1297 nt
Organism: Argentina anserina (silverweed cinquefoil)
Lineage: Eukaryota; Viridiplantae; Streptophyta; Magnoliopsida; Rosales; Rosaceae
Product: tobamovirus multiplication protein 2A
Exons: 7
Coding region: 218-1033 (271 amino acids)
Cellular component (GO): membrane
Source: RefSeq, a predicted model, not a curated record